Molecule: messenger RNA, 741 nt
Organism: Ogataea angusta
Lineage: Eukaryota; Fungi; Ascomycota; Pichiomycetes; Pichiales; Pichiaceae
Exons: 1
Coding region: 1-741 (246 amino acids)
Biological process (GO): protein import into mitochondrial intermembrane space
Cellular component (GO): mitochondrial intermembrane space
Molecular function (GO): protein-disulfide reductase activity
Source: RefSeq, a predicted model, not a curated record
AUGUAUUCCCUGUUGUCGCGCACUGCACUUAGAGGCUCGCGGAUUCUCGCGAGACGGUCGUCCACCUUCUCGAGACGGCAGUUUUCCGCUGCUGCCCCGGGCGGCGCCGUUCUCGCGCUCGGUUUGGCGGGAUUGAUCACGUACACUUUUGCCUCUCCGAUUUCGAUGGAGUCGCCCAUCGACAAGGAAAAGCUGGCCGAGAAGGCCGAGAAGCCGGUCGAGACGACCGAGCAUGACGACGAGAAGGGAGCCUACGACCCAGAAACGGGCGAAAUCAACUGGGACUGUCCGUGUCUCGGAGGCAUGGCCCACGGCCCUUGUGGAGAGGAGUUCAAGGCCGCUUUUUCGUGCUUUGUCUACUCCAAGGAGGAGCCUAAGGGCAUCGAUUGCAUUGAGAAGUUCAAGGGAAUGCAGGAGUGUUUCAAGAAGUAUCCAGAGGUGUAUGCUGAGGAGCUGAGAGAGGAUGACGAGUACGGCCAGGUUCCAGAGGCCCAGGAAGCCGCGGAAAAAGCGGAAGUUGCCGUCGCGGAGGCCGUCGAGACCGUUUCUGAGACUGUUUCCGACGUGGCAACGAAGGUGGCUGAGAAAACAGAGGAAUCAGUGGGCCAAAUCGCUGAGAAGACCGAUGCUUUGGUCCAGUCGCCACAGGCAGCCGACCUGUCGCACAAGGUUGCCGACGCUGUCGAGAGCGCUACAGAGGUGCCUGCCAUGGUGAUCGAAGAGACUUUGGAGGGUAAAUAG